Messenger RNA from Dermacentor albipictus, 2687 nucleotides. RefSeq names its product metaxin-2-like. The record is from RefSeq and is a predicted model, not a curated record. Gene Ontology annotation, biological process: mitochondrion organization. Lineage: Eukaryota; Metazoa; Arthropoda; Arachnida; Ixodida; Ixodidae. Gene Ontology annotation, cellular component: cytoplasm; SAM complex.
GAAAUUAAAGGGGAAUGAUAUUGGCACGGCAGUCGUGUGCGUCUCUAUGCAUUUCCAUAUGAAAGCCUAUGCAGAUAUGAGCGAAAUUUAAAUAAUUAUUUUUGUACUAAGCCAAGGCCUGCUAUGACUAUGCCUUCAGUUCUUUUGGCUGACUCAAUCGCUGUUGAGCUUGGCGCUAACCAGCCAUGGCCUGACGAUGCUAAAGUAUUUCAGUCUUUUGAAAAGUAUCAGGUACUUUUACCGGAAAGUGCGAGUUCUCUAGGCGUCCAGACAUUCCUUCGGAUGGCCGGCCUUGAUCAUGAAGUGGAAAUGCGCCCCAACGUCGAGAGCAUUUCGCCGUCAGGAAAUGUGCCGGUGCUCAAAUGUGGGCCGUUUGUCAUUGCCGAGAUGGACCCCAUCGUCGCGUUUGUUAAUACGAAGGGCAUUCAGCUCACCCAGAAUUUGUCUGUGCAACAGAAGGCUGACAUAAGGGCCUACAUGUCCCUAAUCAACACAGUGUUGGUCAAUGCUGAGCUUUACAUCUGUUGGGCCAAUGAUGAAACUUACUACGAGGUGACGAAACCACGGUAUGGUUCAGUUUACCCAUGGCCCCUCAACCAUAUUCUGCCCUUCCGAAAAAGACGACACAUUCUGGCCAAGCUCUCUGUUUCUGAGUGGAGUGAAAAGUCAUUGGAAGAGGUGUUUGAAGAAGUGCAGUCAUGUUGUGCUGCACUGUCUGAACGCCUGGGCCAGAGCAAUUACUUCUUCGGUGACAACGGCUGCACCGAGAAACCACUCAUCCAGGUUCAAGCUUGAAGCGAAAGAGGGCCUCCCAUCAAGGCAUCCGCCCAAUGAAUGCCUUGUAGUUCUCAAAUUGUCAUGACGCUGGUGCGCUCAAGCCAGAAAAUGAAAAAGAAAUAUGAAUGUCGAAAGACUUGCUGUGUACGAUUAUGCGUGUCAUCGCGGUGGAAAAACCGCAAUGUAUGAUUUCAUCUCUUCACAAAGAAGCAGACGGCAUGCAUCGGAGAGCAACUUGGAUAAGAAACUUCGCAUUGGGAAAAGGUGGUGACUGAUACUAUACUGGUUUGUUCUAAACACUUCACUCGGGACUUUUCUUGUCGGCGAGCAGAAAAUUUCUUUCAAUAUCUUGCUGGCAUUUCAAAUCGUAGAGUGUGUUUUGUGUAGGCAGGCUUUUUGACAAAUUAUAGUGAUGCACAUUUAAGCUUCAUUUGGUUUUGUUCAUUUGCAGCUUUCUGCCCCAGCAUUAGUGUUACUAAUGCUUUAAACAGUAGGAAUAUUCUCGCUAAUGUACUCUUCUCUGCAGACACGGUAGCAGGAAUGAUGACUACCUUGGAGGGUCUGAAGUUGAUCAGGAUGCAUAUUACGGCACAAGGCGACAUAUCGUUUUCAUAGCUUGCUUUAGUUUAGCAGUGCAAGCAGAAGACGCUGUUUACUCAUUCAACACAUUGAGUUGUCAGUAUUUUCUCGCAAGAAAUUUAGAAGCAAAAGCAAACAGCACUCAUUCCAGCUUUGGAGCGUUCAACCUGCACACAGCGUCGCUAGUUAGCUUUCCGCUACUGUGCACACACCUAAAUUCUAUUGCAACUGGUUCACUUCGUUUCCAAGUCAGGCAUUUACUUUAAUACAAGUGACUUUGCCCUAAAGAAAACCUUCACCAAAAUUUGGAAACCUGCUGCAAGAAACUCAACUUGGUCUGAUCGGUUGUUAUUGAUUUCCUGUGUUUCACUUUGGUAUGGGAAUUUGUACGGGUGGGGGGUGUCUGCUGUGUUCGCAAUCCCGAGCCCUACCUUGAACACUGCUUACUGUAAGCAUGAACAAGCACCAGUUAAUGGACGCAGACGACCUUAUCACAUGUAUCAGCUAACUAUAAAAAGAAAGGUGCAGCCCCAACUCACAAACAGAACUCUUCAUUUGUUUUUAUCCCAAGACACACUGACCAGGUAAUGUUACAUUUUUUAGCUUCACUGCAUAAUAUCCAUAUUUAGCUUCUGAGAGCAAGACGGGCAUUACAGCCUAUAUAUUGUGAGAUAUACUAUACGUGAUAUACUACAACACCAGUCUCAGUGUGGAGUUGCCUAUGAAGAUUAAAAGACAGUUGAGUAUUGUACCUGUACCAGUGGAGCAACACCGUGAAUAAGUGCUCGCACCUUUCGGAGGUCUGCUACGCACAUACACUUCGUUUUUUAAACCUCCAGCUCGCUUGAAAGGCUCUUUGUCUUCAAAAAGAAACUCUGAUGUGGCUCGCUGGGCUGGCCAGAUGUUGGCGUGCACAGCACAAUGAUUUCCUUGGUUUCAUCACUGAAAUCCUUGAGACCAAUCAAAAUAAGGUAGUCAGCUGCAAGGAACCUCUCGGCUUCGACAAAACACCUCAAUUUGAUGCCACGAACAAGAAAUGCGUGAGGGCAGCACCGAGCAAAAGAGCCACCAUGAAGCUGGAUGUUGUAGCCAUCUUUAUUUAUUUGGACAGCGCUGCCAGCACAAGUAAUUGAUUCUGGAGUUGCCAAUUACCAAGAACGUUGUUCUCUGUAUAAGCCAACCAUCCUUGUGACUUCAUGAUUAAAAGCACAACUACAUUUAUCACUGUUAGAUGCAUACCUUUGUUGUCUGGUUUUAGUUCAUGUUGACAUAAGCAAUGUGUCUGCCUAUAUAUUUUUCUUUUGUGCAGUAAAAAAUUGAGUUGAGGGUUA